AUGAAGUUCAUCGCCGCCGCCCUUUUCUCUGCUGCCGUUGUCUCGGCCGACGCAAUCUACAGCGUCACGGACUUCAACGCCGGAUGCAUCCCCCACAGCGUUGAGUGCAGCUACUCCUUCAGCGUGGUCCAUGUCAACAACGGCGAGUUUGUGCCGGUCAACUGCACGGCCUCGGCCGUCUCCGACAACACUCUGCCGGCGGUCACGGGCACCUGUGAAGAGUCUUCCCGCACCUUUGUCAUCGCCCGCAACAGCACCGGCUUGACCCUGACCGUGACGCAGCCGGUUUCCGUGGUCAGCUACGAGAGUGGCUCCCACUUCAUCCCCAAGGAUGAGAUUACCACGAAGAGUGACCAGGUCGCCACGCUCGAGAUUUACGAUGGCCCGACUGCCUUCACCCUGUUCGACUAA
Grosmannia clavigera kw1407 is the source of this 411-nucleotide messenger RNA. Its product is annotated as glycoprotein. Lineage: Eukaryota; Fungi; Ascomycota; Sordariomycetes; Ophiostomatales; Ophiostomataceae. Bases 1 to 411 code for a protein of 136 amino acids. The record is from RefSeq and is a predicted model, not a curated record. The transcript is spliced from 2 exons.